Momordica charantia (bitter melon) is the source of this 1384-nucleotide messenger RNA. It is a transcript of the gene ZIP11, whose product is annotated as zinc transporter 11 precursor. Gene Ontology annotation, biological process: zinc ion transmembrane transport. The record is from RefSeq and is a predicted model, not a curated record. Gene Ontology annotation, cellular component: membrane. NCBI's taxonomy places the organism in Eukaryota, Viridiplantae, Streptophyta, Magnoliopsida, Cucurbitales, Cucurbitaceae. Gene Ontology annotation, molecular function: zinc ion transmembrane transporter activity.
AAUUUGUUUCCCAAUUUCAUCCCCCUCGUCGUACGAACUCCUCUCCCUUCAAUUCUGUACUACACCUUCUUUUUUCCCUCAUAUAAAUUACAAAUGGCUUCUUCUUCCCCUCAAUUUCAAUCCCAAUGGCCCGUUCUCUCCUCCUCUUUUCCCUCCUCUUCCUCCUCCUCUCCUCCGCCGCCGCCCACGGUGGCUCCCACGACGACGGCGACGGCGACGCCCCCACCGCCGCCGACCAGGCCCCCAACCUCCGCUCCAAGCCGCUCCUCCUUGUCAAAAUCGGCUGCCUCAUUCUGAUCUUCGUCGGGACCUUCAUCCCCGGAAUCUCCCCCUACUUCUUCAAAUGGAACGACGGAUUCCUCGUCCUCGGGACUCAGUUCGCCGGCGGCGUCUUCCUCGGCACUGCGAUGAUGCAUUUCCUCAGCGACGCGAAUGAGACGUUCGGCGAUUUGACUGAUCGGCAGUAUCCGUUCGCGUUCAUGCUCGCUUGCGCAGGGUUUCUGAUGACCAUGGCCGCCGAUUGUGUGAUCUCGCAUUUGUACCGGAAACAGACCGGCGAUUCCUCGAUUGGUGGCUACGGCGGUGACCUAGAACUUCGAGGAGCUGCAACGUCACCCCCAAAGUUUCAGGGCCAAAAUGGCAGCAGCAGCCAUCACCCCAGCCCAGCUCUCACAUCAAUGGGUUCCUUUGGAGACAGCAUUCUCCUAAUUGUUGCACUCUGCUUCCACUCCAUCUUCGAAGGCAUCGCCAUCGGCGUCGCAGAGACCGAAGCCGAUGCCUGGAGAGCCCUGUGGACGAUCUCCCUCCACAAGGUCUUCGCAGCCAUUGCCAUGGGCAUCGCGCUCCUCCGCAUGAUCCCAGACCGCCCCUUCCUGUCAACUGUCGCCUACGCCUUCGCCUUUGCCAUCUCGAGCCCGAUCGGCGUGGGUAUAGGGAUCAUAAUCGACGCCACGACACAAGGGGCGGUUGCAGAUUGGAUCUUUGCCAUCUCCAUGGGGCUGGCCUGUGGAGUGUUCAUUUAUGUGUCAGUAAACCACUUGCUCUCAAAGGGAUACACACCCAGAGAGGCAGUUUUGGUUGACAAUCAAAAUUACAAGUUUGUGGCAGUUCUUUUAGGUAUUGGGGUAAUAGCUGUUGUCAUGAUUUGGGAUACUUGAUGAACACAACUAUUAAUGGAGAAUUCCAAUGUCCAUUGUAGAUCAUAGCUUAGUUUUAAUGUGAAGUUAGAUUUUUUCUUUUUUUCUUUUUUAGCCAAGUUUCAUUUGAUUUCUAUGUGUUAUUGUGUGUAAGCUGGCCACUGAGAUGACGAAACAUUUACUCAAAACAUUUUAAUAUGAAAAGCAAAUAUUUAGAGAUGAGUUAUAUUCUAUUUUUGGACGUGAAA